UCCGAUUGGCUCCUUCUUUGUUUGACACUGAAAUAGACCAAUUGCUGGCUUUAGCCGACGGCACAUGUUUGUGACUUUAUACCGAGUUACUCCAGCAAACCGUCGCUGGUUUGAGAGGAGUUGGAACUCAGGGGUGCAGAAUUAAUGACGAUGUCCCGGGAACAGCUGGCUGUACAGCGGGCCAGGCGCUCCUUCCAGACCGGCAGAACCAGACCUCUGGACUUCAGAAUCCAGCAGCUGAGGAGGCUGCAGAGCUUCAUCAAGGAGAGACAGAGGAACAUUAAAGAUGCUCUGCAGACGGACCUCGGCAAGAGUGAACGUGCAUCUGAGCUGUAUGAGAUACUGGUCGUGGAGGCAGAGCUUCACCUGUCAAUAACGAGGCUUGCAGAGUGGGCGGCUCCUCGGCCUGUGGAGAAAAACCUCUUCACGCUAUUGGAUGAGGUCUACGUCAAGCCAGAGCCUCUGGGAGUGGUUCUCAUCAUUGGACCCUGGAACUAUCCCUGGUCUCUCACCUUGCUGCCACUAGUUGGAGCUAUUGCAGCAGGUAAUGCAGCUAUACUAAAACCAUCUGAGAUCAGCUCGAACUCCUCAAAGGUCAUUGAGGAAUUUCUACCCCUCUACUUAGACCAGGAUUUGUACCAAGUGGUGGAAGGUGGUGUGCCAGAGGCCCAGGAGCUGCUGAAGCAGAGAUUUGAUCACAUCUUCUACACAGGAAGUACUGCAGUAGGCAAACUGGUGAUGGAAGCUGCAGCUCGCCACCUCACCCCUGUGACCCUGGAGCUCGGGGGGAAGAGCCCCUGCUACAUCGACAAGAACUGUGAUGUUGGCAUUGCAUGUCGCCGCAUCACAUGGGCAAAGCUUAUCAACUGUGGUCAGACAUGCAUUGCUCCGGAUUUUAUUCUGUGUGAACCUUCUGUCCUGAACAGAGUAGUGGAAGAGAUCAAGAAGUGCAUUAAGGAGUUUUACGCAGACAGCACAAAGACCAGUGAUGACUAUGGCCGCAUCAUUAACCAGCGUCAGUUUAAGAGGAUCAUGGGUCUCAUGGAGGGGUGCACUAUUGCGUUUGGUGGAGAUGCUGAUGAAGCCCAGGGCUACAUAGGUCCCACGGUGUUAAAGAAUGUAACGGGUGAAUCCAAAGUGAUGCAGGAAGAGAUUUUUGGACCACUUCUGCCCAUCAUCACUGUGAACAGUGUGGAUGAGGCCAUCCAUUUCAUCAAUGAGAGAGAAAAGCCGUUAGUUCUCUAUGUGUUUUCCAAUGAUAACAAGCUGAUCAAAAAAGUGAUAGCUGAGACUUCAAGUGGAGCCCUGGUGGCCAAUGACUGUGUCGUUCACUUCCUGGACAGUGCUCUGCCAUUUGGAGGAGUUGGUCACAGCGGUAUGGGAAGGUACCGUGGCCGCCACACCUUUGACCAGCUCAGCAACCUUCGUAGCUGCAUGAUCAAACAGCUCAGAAUGGAGGGGCUGAACAGCAUGCGAUACCCCCCACACACUGCCAAGAAGCUGAGCUGGGCUCGCCGCUUCGUGCUCUCACGCCUUAAUGUGCAGAGGCUGCGCAACAUGGUGAUGUUUGCAAUGCUGGCUAGCCUUGCAGCAUUUGUGGUCCAGAGGUUCCUGCGCUGAAGCGGAUCAGUUGAUGCUGGUUUUCUGAAGUCGGAUCCUAUCCUGGUCCAACGUGGAAUUACUACCAAUACUUGUCCAUGGCACAUUUCACAUUUAUACCAAUGUGUCGUACUGAUUUGUGAUUUAAUUAGGCUGUUAUUGAAGUCGUAAUCAUCUUAGAUCUGUUUUAUAUAAAGAAUGUUAUGUUCUGUUAAUGUUAAUAUGAUUUUUCAGUUUACUUUUCUAUAUGAUCUGAGAUGGUGAUUUGUUUAACUGUAGAGACAACACAUUCACAGGACAAUACAUUAGCUUGUUCUUAAUCCCUGUCUCUAGUAGUUCUGGCUGUUGCUCACAUUGCACUGUUGCUCUUCUGUUAUUAAACGAAAAACCUAUUUACGCAAAA
Molecule: messenger RNA, 2002 nt
Organism: Girardinichthys multiradiatus
Lineage: Eukaryota; Metazoa; Chordata; Actinopteri; Cyprinodontiformes; Goodeidae
Product: aldehyde dehydrogenase family 3 member A2-like
Exons: 11
Coding region: 145-1620 (491 amino acids)
Biological process (GO): aldehyde metabolic process
Cellular component (GO): cytoplasm
Molecular function (GO): aldehyde dehydrogenase (NAD+) activity
Source: RefSeq, a predicted model, not a curated record